Macrobrachium nipponense is the source of this 6509-nucleotide messenger RNA. RefSeq lists its product as uncharacterized. Bases 1 to 2604 code for a protein of 867 amino acids. The transcript is spliced from 4 exons. The record is from RefSeq and is a predicted model, not a curated record. NCBI's taxonomy places the organism in Eukaryota, Metazoa, Arthropoda, Malacostraca, Decapoda, Palaemonidae.
AUGAAUCCUGAGAUCAAAGUCCUUAAUGGUAAAAUCAAAGAGUUGGAAGCCAGUAUUGGAGUUGAGACUGAUGAUAGUAAAGACCAGAAAAUAGAGCCUACACCUCCACAGGGUUUCACAGCAUCGAGAAAAGACCUAGAAAAUAUUGAAAAUUUCUUCAAUAGGUUUCCCAAUACAACUGUCAAAAACAAGAAUGAAGUGGAAGUGGGGAAGGUAAAGAAGGAAGAGAAAGAAGCUAUUAGAAGAUUUAUUUCCUUAGAUGAAAAUAGUGGUCCAAGUAAAAUUUCGUCUAUGGAGCCAAAUAGGGACACAAGUGCUAAGUCGCUGUUACCAUCUUCAAAAUCUCAUAGGUUAGCAUUUGAUGAGAGUAAAAUCAAGAAGAUGUUUGAAAAGGCUUGUGAAAUUACAGAGAAGACGCAGGCAACGUCAUCAUCAAACACUUCAGGAAAUUCUUCUCGUUUUGUUGAGAAAAAAGUCACAAGUACCUUUGACAACAGAAAGGAGUCACCUUCCAAUACAAAGAGAUCUUCUGAUUCUAUAGAAAACAGUAUUGAUAAGAGAUUAAAAGAGAUAAGAUUGCAGAGUUCCAAAACUCCUUCCAAAAUAGACAUGAGGAGAAUAUCUCCUAUACGAUUAGAUAAAGGUCAUUCACUGUCAGAUAGUCUUGAGAGGCAAAGUAAAAAAAGGAAAAGUAUAGCUGACCAAGGUUUUGUUGAUCCUAGCUUAGCAAGUGUGAAAGUCAAAGACACUGAAAGCCCAGUUGCAAGUAACAUUUCAAAAUCUCUCCUAGAAAGACUAGGAUCAGUCCCUGCCAAGGAAAAAAGCUCUCCAAUUACCCUUAAUGACUCGGGGAAUGGGGAAUCUGAUGGUUAUCACCCUGACGUAACUAGUCCAAGGGAAGUAGUAUCUCGCGAAAGGAAAUCUUUUUGGUGUCAGCACUGUAGCCGUAGUUUUAUUGCAGUGCAGGCGUACAUCUCACACCUGGAGUCUCCUAGGCAUCUCAAAGUUGCAAUGUCAAAGCAGUCUGAGCGUAAAGGGAUCCAUAAUUAUAAGGAUGGUGAUGUACCAAAAGAUCAGGACUGGAUUGAGGAUAAUGCAGCUUGGUAUAAGGGUUCAUCCAACAAGCAAGUUCAGAGUGCUGUAAAACCUGAUGCCUCAUCUGAAGAACUAUGUAUAGCUGUGGUGGGAAUUGACACAUUUUGUACCAAGAAACAACUGGGGCAUUUUCAUUCCAGAUGUUUUGCGCAUGCUAAGUGUUUAUUACGUAACAAAGACAACCAUAUUAGAUAUUCCCCAGAUUCAUGCUCAGUUUGUUUGGAAUACUUGCAACACUGCCACUCCUCUUUAAAGUGCUGUGAACGAAUAUUUAGAAUUUUUAAAACGUUCAAGAAAAGAUGUGGCUUAAAUUUUGACUGGGAGGAGAAGUCCUUGAAAGACUGGUUUUUUGAUAAUUAUAGAAAAAUUCAGGAUGCUAAUGACUCGGCCAAUAGUUCAGUUGUGUCAUUUGAAGAUUUCAAAGCUCAAAUGCAACUGAGAAGCGAAAGCUCAGAGGAAGUUGCUAAUGUUUUAGGUGGACACACAAUGGAAGGUCCUCCUUCAAACAUGGCUGCAAAACCAGAAGAGUCAGGGAAUGAGCCUUCAUUGAGUGAGCUUGUAUCAAGUAAACAACUGUUAUUAAAGAAGAAUAAUGAAAGUGGGGAAUCAUCAAAAGCCAUUCAUGAAUCUUCUGCUGCAGCAGAGAAGAAAGCAUCUUCUGUGAAACCAAAAUGCUUGGACCUUCAUCGUGACUUGGACAAAAGCCAAACUACAUCAAGCAACAAUAUACAAAAUUCUUCUCGGGAAGAUUAUUUAAAACAUGAGUCAUUUUGUGAAUUUUUACAGAAAUAUUCUAAUCUAAGUAGAGACAUGUCAAAAACAAAUGUACAUUCUUACCAUAUAGUUUUUGAUAAGGAUGAUCCUUUCAUCACAGAGGUUUGCAAAAAAUCGAUACGGCUUGAGUUCAAUCCACCUUCAGAUUUAUUGCAAGGUAUCCGUGCUCAGUUUACAUGUGUUAAUGAGGGGUCAGAACAAAUUAUGACCUUUUUGCAUAGAGAACUAUUCACUGUAUCUGAUCUUUCAUUUCAGUUUGGAAAGACUACAGGCUAUUGCAGUCCAGAGCGCCUCGAGAAGUUUAAUAGGACUUUAAAUUUAGCCAAAUCACACUUCAAUAUUUAUGCUGCUCUUGUGGCAGUCAUGUCAACUGUAAGGCAAUAUAAUGAAAGUAAUUCAGAUAGGCAAAAGCAAGAUGUUUCCAAGUUUCAUCAUUGUUUGGUAGAAUCAUUGGCAUACCUAGCAAAGGAAAUUUUGAAUCCACUGAAGUUUUACAUCAACAUGGCCCUCUAUGACAAACACAAGUUACGCCAAUCAGGAUUUAAUCUCCAAGUCGAUAAUACUACAGUUUGUACAUUAGUCAGAUAUAACAUCUUUUCCAGAAGUUUAUUUGAUGAGCCAGCUUUGAAAACAACAUAUCUAUCUUCACCAUACCUCUCAAAGUUUGUAAAUACAGAGAAGUUUGAGGGAAGUAAAGAAGUGUUGGGUGAUGUUAGUGUACAAAGUGUAAAUUGACUCUUUCAAUGAGACGAAAGUUUUUAGCUUUGGAAUUGGCUCCUCCGUCCUUACCGUUAUCAUAUGAGACACAUUUAAAAACUCAAAGGUAUCCUGUUUACCAGUAAGCCAUGUUGAUGCCUCAUGAUUUUUUAUGCAGCCUAUGUCCUCAUUCUUAAAUGUGUGAACUGCACAUUACAGUAGUCUUUAUUUUGUAGUGCUGUAAAGGUUGUGCAAUCGGUACAAUUAAGAUACACUUUAAAACAAUACCCAGAAUACCUUUCUCCAGUUUAUAAAGGUUUAUGGCAUACAUGCUUUUGAACAUUCAGUAACCAUUAUGUAUUGUUCUAAGUAGUGUGCCCUUUUUUUGUUUUGGUGGAGGAUGGUCUAAUUUUAAUAACUUCUAAGAUGCUGUCUUAUGUGUUGUAAGUUUUGUGAAUAUUUUAAUAAUACUUACACUCUGCUGUGUAUUUCAUUUUAAUGUUUAAACUAUGAUAAUGAAACAUGACCUUGCUUGCCAUUGGCAUAUUAGUACAGUUCUGUACUUAACUGUGUCUCAUUGGAAUUACAAGUGGAUACAAUUCUUGCUCUAAUGGAGAUGCAGAUGUUUUGUUCUCUCAGUCUGAAAGCCAUGGAAAAGUAAAUGUCCAGGGUAUUCCAAGAUCAGUAUUUCUGUCAAAUUAAUUAGAAUGCUUUAGAAUGAUGUUUGAAUCUGAUGUAAUGUAAUCAAGAAUUUAGAAGGAAAGUAAGUGUUCCAGAUAGAAAAUAAUGUGGAUUAAGAGUGGAACAUAAUUUUUAUUCAAAAUCAGCUAUGUUUUUGGUGAAAGAAGGUAUGUAAGUCACAUUCCUUGCUGAUCAUUUUGCAGGUUGCUGAAAGACACUUAACCUUGGAUACUUGAAAAUAUUUGCUUUCAAAGGUAAAAUAAUGAACCUUCCCAAGAGGAAUUUCGACUAGUAUUGUAUUGCUUUAAACCACAAACAUUUUCUUGUCUACAUGUAGCUCAAGAUGUGUCUCAAGGCAAAAUCAGUGAAAUUUAAGGGCAGAGAACUACUGUACUGCUGAUCUUAAAAAUGUAGAGCAUCAUAAGUUUGACUGGAAUCUAAGCUAAUGCCUAGUUAUUGUUCUCCAUGGGCUGCUUUAUGUAACUGAGGCUUUUCUAAAAUUCUGUACAAAGUAUUUAUAUUUGUUUAACCAGAGCAGUAAGUUAAGACUACUCUCCAAGGUUUACUGAUUUUUUUCGUCAAUAUGAAAUAAUCCCAGGUCAGAAGCAUAAUUAAUAGAAACCGUACACUACACUAAUACCUCUGUUAGACAUUGUGAGCUUGGGCAUUUUUGAUGUUAUGAUGGUCUUUGUUAAAAAUGAGAGGGAAAAAUGAAAAUUAACAUAUGUCAGUUUAUGCAUCUUUAUUUCAGUUAAAUUUAAAAAUGCUCUAAAAUUACAGAAAUCAAUGGAAAGUGCCAAAUAAUGCAAAGAUAGGUGUUAAAAUGUGUAAAAUAACAUAUCUGCACAGUAAUACAACUAGUAUUUUAAACCUUAGAAAUCUAAAAAAUAUAAUGUAGCCAUGGAAGUUCAGUUAUAGUGGUUCCCACAUUUGGACCAUGUGGCAGCUCUUGUUCUAGAACUAGACCGCAAAUUCAAAUUUGCAGUUGAGUACAUAUUUACAGUGUCUUAUUUCUGUUGAGUUUAUGUCUUAAUAAUUUGUCCCAUGGCUCCAGAGAAAGUUCUAUAGUGCUAGUGCUACUAAGCAUAAUGCUGUACAGUACCAUUAGAAAAUAACGUGGCUGUGAUGAAAGACUGUAGAUAUGUGAAGAGAUGACCACCAUAGGUCAUUCUUUUUGUUUCAGUUGGACAUAUUAUCAUCAGUCAUUCUUAGUGAAACACAGAACACAUUGAUGUCACACAUCAAGUUGAUGCUGUACAGUACAUACAUACCAUUUUGUCAUUUCUUUAUCAUUAUUUUCUACAAAUUUAACUAAAGUAAAAAUGUUUAACUAUCAAACAACUCAUUUAUAUGUAUUAGCACCAUUAUGGAGUUACUUGUAGGGGGUUGAUGGGGUGUCCAGGUAAUUUUUCUAAAGAAAUUACUCAAAUUUUGUUGUUUUUCAACUUAUGUAGUGUGCUUAAAAAUGAACUGAGUGUUUUGUGAGGUAUUAGUGUCCUAGUGAAAAAGAAUUGGCAUACAGGCAGUCCCUGGUUAUCUGGGGACACAGUUAAUGGCAAUCCGGUUCUAUGGCUCUAGUCUAACACCAUAAAAUUGGCAAUUUAUGGCACAUAAUGUGCCAAGUUCUGGUUAUUGGCGCCUAAAAUUAUGGCGUCAUAACAUACCUGACAGGUGCAAUUAACCGGUUAUCGGCACCAUUAACCGGCUAUCAGUGCCAUAAGUCGCCCAGUUUCAGUUAAUGGUGGUUUUCACUUAUCAGUACCCUGCUGAAACUCAGGAGUCUCAUUUUUGUAGUCACCUUCCAGUCACCUUUGUGCUAUGGACGCACUUUUGGACAUAGCCAGUUUGAUCCAUUGGACAAGUACUCAAACUUUUGGUUACUAUUAUUGCAUGUGGUGUUUGGGGGUUUUCUACUAAUGUACGACUACACAGCAAAGUAAAGUUUUGUUUCAUUUGACUGAUGUAUGAAAUUUGUAUUUAUGUAUUGUUUUGCAAUAUUAAAUUAGAACUUUGAAGCAGGAGAAUAGGAUUGAGAUUUCAUAUUCUUAUCCAUUAAAUGUUGUGGUUUAUUGUACAAUAUAUCUUUUCAUCUAUUUUAUACACAGAUGAUGUAGUUCAGUUGUUAUGUGGAGGAAAUUGAAUGCUUGCCUAUUGAGAGAUGGAAUAGUAGUAACAUUAGUGAAUUCCAUAGCUCUAAAUCCUUUAGUUCAGAUUCAUUCCAUUAUUAGGUCUAUAAUUUAUAAGGUCAGUAUACUUAGGCCAUUGUAGUUCAUAAUUUGACAUGUUACGUAUGUUACUUUUUAUUUGUGAAAAGGUAUAUUCGAAGUUAAUACAUACAACUACACAGUAAGGGGAUACCUGGUCCGUGGGAUUUCUUUAAGUGAUGCAGUACAGCUUGGUAAACUAUGGUAAAUGGAAAGUAUAUAAACACCUGAAUGUGUAUAGUAUACCAAAUCAAUAAAUUUUGGUUGAAUUUUUAGUAUAGGUGAAAAUAUGUACAGUACUUCAGUUUUGUGGUACACUUGGUUUUCAGAAAUUCAAACCUAACCAUUGCAAUGUAACUUAACCUUAGGUCUGUAUAUUUAGAAGUCUUAUGCAAGGUAUACCAAUACAUUUUCUGUGGCUCCAUUAUUUUUAUUGAGUGCCAGAUUUCACAACUUUUACAUCACCCUAACAAAAACUCAAGAUGGGUAAGAAGUUAGGCAUGUUGCUGUUCAGAGCAAAUGUUGCAAUCAUUUCAAUGAAAAGUAGGCUAACAACUUAGUAAGUAAUAACAUUUAGUUUUUAUGUUUCCAUUUCUCUCACCUCUGUGUGAAUGCCAAAUACCAGUUUGUACUACACAUUCACAAUAUUGUAACUUGUGCAAGUAGUGUUUUAUUGGCUGUUGUAAAAGAUUUGAAGAAAGUACAAGUACCUUCCCAAAAAUGUAUAACACUUCAGAGGAGAAAGGUUGACUGACACAUUUCUGCAAACUUGAGGUGACAUGGCAGUGUAUUUGCUAGUAUUUCCAUUAAAAAGCUCACCCAGACCAUAUUGUUAAGUGUCAUACCCUUGGUAAUGUCUGCAAAUGAUUUCUGUGUAGUUACAGUUCUAAAAUUAUACCUUGGUUGUCUAGUUCAACUAACAAAAACUGUAGCUAUACCCCUUUCCAAGAAUAGCACUUUGGAUGAGAAUGUUAAGACUGAAGGUUUGUUAGUUAUGAAAAAUACAAAUUGAUUAAAAAUUUGUUAUAUUUGCUACUAAGUUAUAUUACUCUGACACUA